Ananas comosus (pineapple) is the source of this 1783-nucleotide messenger RNA. RefSeq names its product mitogen-activated protein kinase kinase kinase YODA-like. The coding region runs from base 347 to 1666 and encodes 439 amino acids. Lineage: Eukaryota; Viridiplantae; Streptophyta; Magnoliopsida; Poales; Bromeliaceae. Gene Ontology annotation, molecular function: ATP binding; protein kinase activity. The record is from RefSeq and is a predicted model, not a curated record. The transcript has a single exon. Gene Ontology annotation, biological process: protein phosphorylation.
AAAUUCACAACUAACUUACACCCUAUAGAUGACUCAAAACACACGAAAUAAUUUCAACCAGUAGUACUAGUUUAAUUGUUAUUUUAUUAUACAAAAUAAAGCCCAAUAUCUUGUGCUGUUAAUUAAUUAGGUAGUUAGAUAGUUGCUUGCGAAACCAAAUAUUUGGCCAAAUCAUCUUCUUGCGGCCUCAUAUUUUCGACACGUGGAGUUUCCGCACGCGCGGAGCCGUCGACUACCUUCUCUUCCACUCCCUUAUAUUCAUGAAUGAAUAAAUUCUUUCCUCCCAGCCAAAAAUAAACAACCACUUCCACCAUCUCUGCUUUGCUCAUUUUCAGUUUCUUUCGGAAUGGGACGCGAAUGGCGCCGAGGUCCGACGUUAGGCCGCGGCUCGUCGGCCGUCGUGUCGCUCGCCACCGCGAGCUCGUCGGGAGAAGCAUUUGCGGUGAAGUCCGCAGAGCUCAGUCGCUCCGGCCCUCUCCGCAGAGAGCAGAAGAUACUUUCGGGCCUCAGCUCUCCGUACGUCGUCUCCUAUAUCGGAUUCGACAUCACGGAGGAGGAAGCUACUGCCGCGAUCUUUCACUACUACAAUCUAUUCAUCGAGUACGCGCCGGGCGGCUCGCUCUCCGAUGAGAUCAAGAGGCGCGGCGGCCGGCUCGACGAGGAUGCCGUUCGGUCCCGCGCUUGGCAAAUUCUGCGCGGGCUGGCCUACCUCCACGAGCGCGGCGUCGCGCAUUGCGACGUCAAGGGCCAGAAUGUACUGAUCGGGGCCGACGGCCGCGCCAUGAUCGCCGACCUCGGCUGCGCGCGGAGCGUGACCGACGACGACGACGACGACGAUGGAGAUGAUGACGGCGUGACAUACGGAUGCAGUAGAAUUCGAUUGAGGGGGACACCGAUGUUCAUGGCUCCGGAAGUCGCGAGGGGGGACGAGCAGGGGACGGCGGCGGCCGAUGUCUGGGCCCUCGGGUGCACCGUCAUCGAGAUGGCCACCGGGGGAGCGCCGUGGCCCGAUCUCUCCGACCCGAUCGCCGCACUCCAUCACAUUGCGUUCUCCUCCGACGUGCCCGAAUUCCCCUGGUGGAUGUCGGAGGAGGGGAAGGAUUUCUUGAGCCGGUGCCUGCGGAGAGAUCCCGAGGAGCGGUGGACGGCGGAGCAGCUCCUCCAGCACCCGUUCGUCUCGUCGCAGUCGAUAAGAUGCGGAGGAAACGAUCACUGUCUCUGGGAGUCUCCGAAGAGCACCCUGGAUCAGGGGUUCUGGGCGACAUUGGAGGAAGAGGAUUCCGAAGAAUUUGAGAUUGCAAAUACAGAACAAAUACCGAUUCCUACAAUUGAUAUCAGGGCAGACAUCAAUUCUGUAAUGCCGGCAAAGAGCCCGUCUAAUAAUUCGAUAUCAGAGAGGCUUCGUGGAUUGGGAGGCGGGGAGAUCUCCGGUCCCGACUGGGCGUGGGACGACGACUGGGCGACGGUGAGAACGGUCGACUGUCGGGAAAUCGCAAUCGACGUUAAAGCAGAGGAGGAUGUAAGGAGUAUCAGUACUAGUGGGUGUGAUGAGGAGUACAUGUUUAGUGUUAAUAGUACAUGUUUAGUGUUAAUCACAUUUGGAAUGAGGAGGAUUUGUGCCACGGCCCACACGGCUGUGAUGUUGCAAGAGAGAAUGGUUGUGUAGAAAGAGAUGGUAGGAGAUUGAGAUUGUUUAGCUGCAAAAGAGCUCUGCUUUUGUAACGCUAAUUAACUGUAAAUUAGCACGGUUAUUAGAUUAGAUUAGAUUACUUUUUUAGAAAAA